AUGCCAAACUGGCCCUUAGUCUUCUUCAUUGCCACAGUUGUAUCAACAACUCAAGGUUAUGAGCCACUUGUAACCCACCAUAUUCAUCUCCUCAGGCCAAAAUCCGGAGCAGGCGGUGACACCGUUCCUGGCGCGUCGUGCUUGAGUUGGAGAUUUGGGGUGGAAACUAACAACAUUAUUAACUGGAAGACUGUUCCAGCAGAAUGUGAGAGCUAUGUUGGGCACUACUUGCUUGGCCACCAGUACUGGAAAGACUCAAAAGUGGUCACUAAUGAGUCUUGGCUCUAUGCUAAGAGUCUCAAUCUUACAAACGAUGGCAAAAAUGUGUGGGUGUUUGAUAUAGAUGAGACUACACUCUCUAAUCUACCUUAUUAUGCUGAUCAUGGAUUUGGGACGGAGUUAUACAAUUCCACUGCAUUCAAUACAUGGGUCCUAGAAGGCACAGCCCCAGCUUUGCCUGAGAGUCUCAAGCUCUACAAGAAGCUUUUGAAACUUGGAGUCAAGGUUGUAUUCAUAACAGGAAGAGGAGAAGAUCAAAGAAAUGUCACAACCACCAAUCUCAAGAAUGUCGGAUAUCACACUUGGGAGAAGCUUGUGCUCAAGGGAUCGACUUAUUCUGGCAACACAUCAUAUGUGUACAAAUCAGCAGAGAGAACUAAGAUUGUGAAGAGUGGAUUCAGAAUAAUUGGGAAUAUUGGCGAUCAAUGGAGUGAUAUCUUGGGGACAAACGUCGGCAAUCGGACCUUCAAGUUACCUGAUCCAAUGUAUUACAUUAGUUGAAUGUCUUCAUUAAGGUUUCCUAAUGAGCAAAUCAAAAACCCAAAAGGUAGCAAUGCUUUCUGUUUACAGCUAGCACAUGAGUGAAUUUUGAUUACAGCUAGCUACAAUAAGUUAAAUUUUAUCCGAUGCAAGAGCAUCUCCAAUGUUGGGUUAUAAAUUUGUAAACUUUGCCGGAUUGAGAUUGAGAUAAGAGAAUUCAAUCCAACGAUUGAAGAUGAGAUGAAAUUUUAUUAUGUCGGAUCUUGA
Messenger RNA from Prunus avium (sweet cherry), 1026 nucleotides. RefSeq names its product acid phosphatase 1-like. The record is from RefSeq and is a predicted model, not a curated record. NCBI's taxonomy places the organism in Eukaryota, Viridiplantae, Streptophyta, Magnoliopsida, Rosales, Rosaceae. Gene Ontology annotation, molecular function: acid phosphatase activity.